UGUUUUACUCUUCCUCUUGUUUUCUCUUAAUCCGUUUACUGCCAUGUUCCGUGCUGUUGCUACCCGUGCUCAAGUCGGUCGCGUCCUCGGCCGCCGCAAUGCCUCGACCAAUGUUGCUGUCCAAAAUUUGGAGACUCGCUGGAAGACUCUUUCGACUGCUGAACAAAACACCAUCGCUAAGCAGCUCGAAGAAGCCCAAAAGGCCGACUGGAAGGUCUUGUCUACUGACGAGAAGAAGGCUGCCUACUACGUUGCUUUCGGUCCCCACGGUCCCCGUGAGCCCAUUACCAAGCCUGGCCACAAUGGCAAGGUCGUUGGUGGUGUCGUUGCCCUCUUGGCAGCCUCCGGUGCCUUGUUCUACGUGAUCCGUAGCAACGGUCAAGAGAAGCCUCACACCUUCAACAAGGAAUGGCAAGAGGCUACCAACGAGUACCUCAAGAGCCAGAACUCCAACCCCAUCUCUGGUAUUUCCUCCGAGGGCUACAAGGGCACUGGCUACGUUGGCAACUAAAGCAGCUCGUUCGCGUCGUGUACCCUCUUCCGCCUUUUUCUUUCUCCUCCAUCUCCCAUAAAGCAUCAUACUAGACUAGAACAACCAACCUAGACUAUGUUUUUUUAAUCUCUUUAAAAAUCUCGAUUCCUUUCUUGUUCUUUUGAGAUUUGUAAAAUAUACACACCAUUGCUGCUGGCAUAUGCAUGAGAACAUUGCGUCUCUUUAUAAAACAAUGGAUGUCACUUGUUUUUUUACGAUUAUUUGCGGUUACACGGUCGACCAGAUAACCCGAGCGUUCUUGUGUG
Messenger RNA from Zychaea mexicana, 798 nucleotides. RefSeq names its product cytochrome c oxidase subunit IV. Bases 44 to 511 code for a protein of 155 amino acids. The transcript is spliced from 3 exons. Gene Ontology annotation, biological process: mitochondrial electron transport, cytochrome c to oxygen. The record is from RefSeq and is a predicted model, not a curated record. Lineage: Eukaryota; Fungi; Mucoromycota; Mucoromycetes; Mucorales; Lichtheimiaceae.